GUAGUUUAUGCUAAAUUUUUAUGUUUUCUUUCUUUAUAUAUAUAGUAGAGUGAUUAAUGUACUGUUUGUGCCCCUCUCUCUAUGUGUCUCCUACCAAAUCACUCUCCGAAGUUGAAUAAUUCUAGCUCAUCUCUGUGUUUCUUUGUUUCUCUAAAAGCUUGUCUAUAAAAUUUUGCUGUCUUCGGAGCACUAUUGGAGAUGCCUCAGAUUGAUUCAGACCCAUCUUCAACUUCAAGAUCUGCAACUAUACAGAAGCAAUACCAAGCUUUUAUUGUCCUCAUACCUGUUUCCAUCGCUUCUAUCAUUCUCCUCUUGUUCUACUUUUUCUAUCUUCGGCGUGGAAGAGGCCUUCCGGCAAGGAGAGCAUCUCUAGAGAACAAUAAUGACACAUCAAAGCUUGAAUUGGGGUUGAGGAAAGAUAUGACAGAAAUGCUUCCCGCUGUCGCAUGCAAGGAGAGCUUCUCUUCAAUAGAUCCACAAUGCUCAGUAUGCCUUGGGAACUACCAAGCAGAUGAUAGGGUUCAAGAAAUACCUGAAUGUGGUCAUAUCUUUCACGUCGACUGCAUUGGUCGCUGGCUCACCAGCCACACCACCUGCCCACUCUGCCGCCUUUCCCUUCUUGCUUCCACGGAAACUACUCCAGAAUUGAGGCUUGAGCCAAUUCAUGACGUUGACCAGCUAGAAACUAGUCAGCAAUAGAACAUCUCUUGAAGAGAGUUCAAGGGCUUGUGAAGAAAAUACCAAAGCUAUAAAAUUCUUAAUUCAAGCUCUGAAGCUAGCUAACUGAUCAUCCACUAUCUUGAAUUUUUUUUUUUUUUUUUUGUUCUUUUUAAUGAUUGGAUAAUGUUAUGUACACAAACUUAUCUCUUGCAUACUGGAUUGAUUUUUGAGAA
Molecule: messenger RNA, 893 nt
Organism: Alnus glutinosa
Lineage: Eukaryota; Viridiplantae; Streptophyta; Magnoliopsida; Fagales; Betulaceae
Product: RING-H2 finger protein ATL58-like
Exons: 3
Coding region: 199-699 (166 amino acids)
Source: RefSeq, a predicted model, not a curated record